Maylandia zebra (zebra mbuna) is the source of this 1585-nucleotide messenger RNA. NCBI's taxonomy places the organism in Eukaryota, Metazoa, Chordata, Actinopteri, Cichliformes, Cichlidae. The record is from RefSeq and is a predicted model, not a curated record.
AGACCCUGCCACAGCCUGAGAACCGUCACAGACAACGGGGGCGGGGCUUAAGCUCGGACAGAUCAAAGGCCUUUGCAACGUCACAUCAAAGGCCUUUGCAACGUCACAACAAAGGUGCUUCGAAGGAGCUCCCAAAUAGCAUAAAUAGAGCCUUGGCGACACUCUACACCAGUGCACUCCAAAGUUGGUCCGUCUAAAGUAUCGCUGAGUCUAAAAUACUGCUGAAAGUCAACCGUUAUUAAAUAUGUCUCACGUUUAUGGUAGAGCUAACGAUCACGUUUCCCGUGCAAAGGUUUGCACAACUGAAGAAUUGCGGGCUGAAAAAGAAGCCACAAAAAAGGAGAAAAAAUGCGUCAGGUUUGCAACGCUCCCAUCACUCCACAACGGCUGGGAGCACACAAUCCGACCAACGACAGAGAGAGUGCGGGACGUACAAAGGGUAAGUCGGGAGUGGGGUGAGGCUGGCAGUAGUGAUCGGGUUGGUUUCUUCCGUUGUCAGCAACGGAGCAGCUCAGAACAAACAGCACCUAAAACGGAAUGCCUGUUUGUUAAUAAAUCAAAUAGGGUUGUGUCUGUAGCUAAAGACUCACCAGCUAAGAAUUUAAUCCCACCCCUGCCUCCUCUUCCUAUUAAACCGCAGAAAACACAGCGUGCCCCUAUUAUUAAAAAGCAACACGAGGUUGUUGCACCUUAUGCACCACGCAUAUUAGAGACGUGGGACAUAAACACAAAUAAAAAUGUACUUCCACCCCUACCUCCUCUUCCUAUUAAACCGCAGAAAACACAGCGUGCCCCUAUUAUUAAAAAGCAACACGAGGUUGUUGCACCUUAUGCACCACGCAUGUUAGAGACGUGGGACAUAAACACAAAUAAAAAUGUACUUCCACCCCUACCUCCUCUUCCUAUUAAACCGCAGAAAACACAGCGUGCCCCUAUUAUUAAAAAGCAACACGAGGUUGUUGCACCUUAUGCACCACGCAUAUUAGAGACGUGGGACAUAAACACAAAUAAAAAUGUACUUCCACCCCUACCUCCUCUUCCUAUUAAACCGCAGAAAACACAGCGUGCCCCUAUUAUUAAAAAGCAACACGAGGUUGUUGCACCUUAUGCACCACGCAUGUUAGAGACGUGGGACAUAAACACAAAUAAAAAUGUACUUCCACCCCUACCUCCUCUUCCUAUUAAACCGCAGAAAACACAGCGUGCCCCCAUUAUUAAAAAGCAACACGAGGUUGUUGCACCUUAUGCACCACGCAUGUUAGAGACGUGGGACAUAAACACAAAUAAAAAUGUACUUCCACCCCUACCUCCUCUUCCUAUUAAACCGCAGAAAACACAGCGUGCCCCUAUUAUUAAAAAGCAACACGAGGUUGUUGCACCUUAUGCACCACGCAUAUUAGAGACGUGGGACAUAAACACAAAUAAAAAUGUACUUCCACCCCUACCUCCUCUUCCUAUUAAACCGCAGAAAACACAGCGUGCCCCUAUUAUUAAAAAGCAACACGAGGUUGUUGCACCUUAUGCACCACGCAUGUUAGAGACGUGGAAAUAUUAACAGCAGUAAAAUAUAAAUAACACCCCCCCC